Rhincodon typus (whale shark) is the source of this 1018-nucleotide messenger RNA. RefSeq names its product V-type proton ATPase 116 kDa subunit a 2-like. The transcript has 8 exons. The coding region runs from base 38 to 1018 and encodes 326 amino acids. NCBI's taxonomy places the organism in Eukaryota, Metazoa, Chordata, Chondrichthyes, Orectolobiformes, Rhincodontidae. Gene Ontology annotation, cellular component: plasma membrane; proton-transporting V-type ATPase, V0 domain; vacuolar proton-transporting V-type ATPase complex. The record is from RefSeq and is a predicted model, not a curated record. Gene Ontology annotation, molecular function: proton-transporting ATPase activity, rotational mechanism; ATPase binding. Gene Ontology annotation, biological process: vacuolar acidification; proton transmembrane transport.
UUACACCAUUGUCACAUUCCCUUUCCUCUUUGCUGUGAUGUUUGGAGACUUUGGACAUGGUUUGAUCAUGUCUGUGUUUGCUUUAUGGAUGGUGCUUUACGAAAACGACCCGAAAUUAAAACGAACGAGAAAUGAGAUCUGGAACACCUUUUUUGAUGGCCGCUAUAUCAUCCUGAUGAUGGGAAUAUUUUCGUUGUAUACUGGUCUUAUCUACAAUGACUGCUUUUCAAAGUCUUUGAAUAUAUUUGGGUCUGGAUGGAGUGUCAAAAGUAUGUAUAACAGCAACAUCUGGAAGGAUGAUGAUCUUCGUUACAAUCAGUAUCUAACCCUGGAUCCCAAUGUCACUGGAGUUUUCAAAGGGCCCUAUCCAUUUGGUAUUGAUCCGCUUGACCUUGCCACCCAGGCUCAAUUUGAGGAAUUUCCUUCGUUGGAUAAAGAGCCACUAAUGGAUUAUACAAAUAUGCAGCGACUAGGAGCCAAGUUAGGGUUUAUAGCUGGCAUAAUUCAUCCAUGGAAGAUUGGACCUUUUGAGCGGAUGCUGUGGAGAGUCUGUAAGGGUUAUACGAUCCUCACGUAUGAAGAGUUAAAUGUUGCUCUCGAGGAUCCAGAGUGUGGGGAAGAUGUGAAAUGGGUUGUGUUUUUAGUGUCGUACUGGGGUGAGCAGAUUGGUCAGAAGGUGAAGAAGAUAUGCGAUUGUUAUCACUGCCAUGUCUAUCCUUACCCAAGUACAAACCAGGAGAGGGACGACAUUGUUGCAGGACUCAACACUCGAAUUCAGGAUCUCCAUACAGUACUGUACAGAACUGAGGAAUAUCUACAGCAAGUUCUGUGCAAGGCAUCAGAAUCCAUCCACACAUGGCUUAUUCAGGUGAAGAAGAUGAAGGCUAUUUACCAUAUCCUGAACCUAUGCAGUUUUGAUGUCACCAAUAAAUGUCUAAUUGCUGAGGUCUGGUGUCCGCUGGCUGAUCUGGCCAAAGUUCGUCAAGCGUUGGAAGAAGGAUCUGUGAGUGCUCCUUAA